AUGACACGUGCAACACGUAACCAAGCAAUGGAGGAGGAACAGGCCGGCCGCCGCGCGACAAGGGGGACGUCUAAACAAAUCGAUAGGGAGAGUGGUGGCGGCGCUAAAAAAAACAAUGCGUCCGUCGCUCGUGGCAUUGGGCCGAAAAAAGCGGUGGCAAAAAAGGUCGCGCGCGGUCAACAGGAGGCCGGCAAGAAAGCGGCAGACAAGGGGCCUAAACCAACGCCACGCAAGCGUGUUUCUACAGUGAACAAAGCUGCGGAUGGUGCCUCUGCUGGAACCGAGCCCGGUCCGAGUAAAGACGGCACCACUGGCGGCAACGAAGAUCCGGGGCGAGGGAGCGCGAGUCUUGCACUCCCGUCGGCGGAGAUGGAGGGUUCGGCGACAGGGGGAAAUCACGGAGGCGAUCCUCGCGCCGAGCAUGCCGCAACCAAGGAGUCCGAGGAGGCGGCAACGCAACACCAUCUGACGCUGCUCCAGCCGAGCGUGGUCGAAGUUUCUGCAGCCGUGCUGGAUAAGGACAAGGUGGCACAGCACGAGUCGGUGGGGCUGGUCGGUGGCUCUCCUCCUUCUGGUGGACGGGGAAGGCGUAGGCAAAGGAAGAGCGAUGGGGAGGAGGAUGAUGACACCGCCGUGCCCGGGGACCUCACCACGCGGGCGAAGAGGCGCCAGACGACAGGUAGUGCUGACAACGCCGGAGGCGCGGAAGUUGACACACCGCGAGGCGCCAAGGAAGCUAGUGGCAAGGCGGGCGGUCAAGCAUUGCGCCAGAAGGGCCGCCCCGCAGCAAGAAAAGCAUCUGGCGGAAGGAGAGGCAAGAAAGCAGCGACAGGAACGAGGCCGAAACGGGGCGAUGAAGACCCCGGUGAUACGGAGGAGGAGGAGGAUGAGGAGGAGGAUGCGGAGGGAGAGGAGGAUGAAGAGGAAGCGGAGGAGCAAGACGCGGAUGUUGGGGAGGAUGCUAAAGAUGAGAAUGAUGGCGGGGAGGACGAAGAGGAGGAGGAGGAGGAGGAGGAGGAGGAGGAGGAGGAGGAGGAGGAGGAGGAGGAGGAGGAGGAGGAGGAGGGGGAUGAGGAGGAGGAGCAGGGUGACGAGGAGGAGGAGGAGGAGGAGGAGGAGGAGGAGGAGGAGGAGGAGGAGGAGGAGGAGGAGGAGGAGGAUGUGGCGCCAGGGAAGAGACGGGGCGGGCGUGGCGGUCGGGUGAGUGGGACAGGGAAGGAGGGGGGCCGGACUCGCCCUUCCCGAAAACGCGGGGCAGGUGACGCUGCGCGCGGCGAAGCAGCGGGCAAACCGAAGGCGCGUAAGGUGAAGGUCGAAAGUGAAGGGGUUGGUAAAAAGCAAGGGAGCCAGGGUGCAAAAGGGGAUGGAGGAGGAAAGGGUGGCCGCGCCAAAGGGGUUCGAGUGGGUACCGGCAAGAAGGAACGUGCCGGUGAAAGUGAGGAGCACGAGCAGUUUGUUACACGGGAGGAGUUCCAGGCGCUGCGGUCUGAGAUGUACGCCAUGUUUGCACAGCUCGGCCUGCGUCGUGGAGUACGUGCCAGCUAUGCCGGCGGGUCGGCAGCCCUGCCUAUGGCUGGUACCCCGCCGCCGAUGAGCGCCGUGGACAAGGCACGAGUGCUAGUGUUGCAGGAGACAAACCCAUUCCCGGUAUGUGGCUGGCCAAAUGGGGCGGGUUGGGGUUGA
Messenger RNA from Closterium sp. NIES-65, 1683 nucleotides. NCBI's taxonomy places the organism in Eukaryota, Viridiplantae, Streptophyta, Zygnematophyceae, Desmidiales, Closteriaceae. The record is from the annotation of a GenBank genome assembly.